This is a messenger RNA of Acinonyx jubatus (cheetah), 2747 nucleotides long. It is a transcript of the gene GUCA1C, whose product is annotated as guanylate cyclase activator 1C. Bases 352 to 963 code for a protein of 203 amino acids. The record is from RefSeq and is a predicted model, not a curated record. Gene Ontology annotation, molecular function: calcium ion binding; calcium sensitive guanylate cyclase activator activity. Lineage: Eukaryota; Metazoa; Chordata; Mammalia; Carnivora; Felidae. The transcript is spliced from 4 exons.
CUUCCUGAAUGCAACUCAGAGUUCCUUCCAUUAGAUCCCCCUCGUCAAUGUAGGCAUAAUUGAUGGCUAACAAUAUGGCAAGGACAGUGCCUCUGCCCUUCACAGAAAACUGUAUCUCUGAAUGGCAGCACAAUCCCAUCAGUUAGCGAUAAAUGACCUAGUCUUAAAACUGUACAGAUGAGUUAAUCUCACUGGCUUUCUAUUCUUAUUUAGCCUAUAGCUGUAAGAGGGUUAGACUAGCUUUCUAAAGGCAUAUGUUAGCCUCCAGUUCUAGUGAAGAAGUGAGGAACUAAAUUGGGAGAGACCAUACGUGAAAACAACCUGAGAAAAAGCUGCAGGCUGUGAAUCACGAUGGGAAAUAAUGAAUCCAUAGCUGGUGGUCAGAAAGCAGUUCCUGAUAAAGAGACCUAUGUGUGGUACAAAAAAUUUAUGAGGGAAUAUCCAUCCGGCCUGCAAACACUGCAUGAAUUCAAGACACUCUUGGGUCUGCAAGGUCUGAAUCAAAAAGCCAGUCAACAUGUUGAUCAAGUCUAUAAUACCUUUGACAUGAACAAGGAUGGAUUUAUCGACUUUUUAGAGUUUAUUGCUGCUAUAAAUCUCGUUGUACGAGGAAAAAUGGAGCAGAAAUUAAAAUGGUAUUUUAAGCUGUAUGAUGCUGAUGGAAACGGUUCUAUUGACAAAAAAGAACUACUGAAUAUCUUCAUGGCUGUGCAAGCCCUCAAUAGCCAACAAACUCUGAGUCCUGAAGAAUUUACCAACCUGGUGUUUCAUAAGAUCGAUAAAAACAAUGAUGGAGAACUGACUUUAGAAGAAUUUAUCAAUGGCACGGAAGAAGAUCAGGAUCUUCUGGAGAUUGUUUCCAAGAGCUUUGAUUUUUCCAGUGUACUGAAAAUAAUCUAUAAUGGGAAUCAGCCAGACACAGAAGGGAGGUUUCCUUCAAACCUUGUGACAAGGCUGAUCUAGGGAAGGUGGGAAUAAAGUGGCUGGGAGAAUGCCUUUUCUGACUUUCAGUGGAGGCAAAACUUCCAGUGGAGAAGAAAUGAAAUUCUCCCAUGUACAUGCUAUUGAUUUCAUUAUAUUUGAAUAUAUAUUCAAUUAUAUACUAUAAUUGGUAUCAGCCUGUGAAUAUAUCACUUAAGUCCCUUGGAGAUGUCCAUAAAGAUUGUAGAUGAAGAAUUGUUGCUUUUCUGUUUAUACAUUAGUACUCUCUCUGAAGGUUAGAACAUGAUGAUUAGACUGAAGGAUGGUCUCCAUAUCAGUUCAAAAUAGAACUUGUGUACAUUUCCUUCCACACCUAAAUUAAUCUGCUUCUUGAAAUAGAACUGGAUUAUUUGGGCAGUGUCUCCAUAGUUUAACAUUCUUCUUAAACAGACUUUUGGCAAAUGUGUUUGCUGCCUCUUGGCUCCUGUUGGACUUGUGUAUUAUAAAUGACCAAGUUCUGGUCUAUGGAGAAACUUUUCUUCUGCCUUUUUUUCUUAUUCCUUACCCUGAAUCCUAUCUUGAAUCCGUAAUAAUGCUCUGUUCCAAAAGAAAAGUCUUAAGCUAUGUAGCAAAAGGAGAAAAUUUCAGACUGGGCAUUGAGAACGUUUCCACUGAUUUGCUAUAAAUCUGGGUCCAGUUGUGCAUGAAAAUGCAAUGCAUCAUCUGUAAUUAUUAUGCCAGUUGGGGGUUUGAUCAGAACAGCAGACAGCCAGGCUAUGCAACAACAAGCACUUGACAUUUUAAACGGUCCUGACAUUAUAGCUCUGACAUUUCAUUUUUUAUAUCCUUUCCAAAAAAUGAAAUGAUGAAUGAGAUUUCUUGAUGGAUUAGAACUUUUUAAGUUUUGGGUUCUAUAUCACAGGCCCAUUGGUACAUCUGUCAGUGCAAGACUUUCUCAUGGAACCACAGUGGAGGCUGAAGACCAGAUGUGAGCUGUCUUUUUUUCAAGACCUUCUUAAUGAUGCUUUCGUAUUCGGAUUUGAGUUAAAAACACACAUCUAAAACAAGGACAGACUUGGAUGUCCCUGUCUCAAUGUUACAGAUGUGGAUAAAAGUAUCAAUAGAGGUAUAGAUGAGACAGUAGAGAUGAAAAAGAAAUGGAGGUAGAGAAUUUAUAGAUGAAUGUACAGACAAACAGGUAGAUGAAGAUGGUAUAGAUGGACAUAGAAAUAUUCUGUGGUUUUCGAAAAGAUUUUGAAGAGAUUCACAAAGAAGUGCACACUAUAAUAUAAAAUAUGUUGAAAUAAAAUUAUUGUCGAUAAAGUAAGAGGAAUUAGCCAUAAUGACACAAAGUUCUACUCAUGUGCCAAAAGUGGGGUAGCCGUUGGACUCUGAGCUUCCUGGCAAUAGAAGUGAAAAGGGAAGCAUCAUUACAGUCUUGCCCCAGCAACAGUCCUACCCUAACAGUGGCAAUUGAUUGCAUUUCCCUUUAUCUUCCUUCCCCCUACCUAGUGUCCUUUCCACAGAAAACUGGGCCCCAGCUUUCCCUUCCAACCUUCUACGUUCUGAUGACUCCAGCCUCUUCCCUUUAUUCUUCCAACCUAGAAGGGUGGCUGCUUCCUGUCAUUUCUGUGUUACUACUUCACUUUUUCAGUCCUCCAGUGUCUUUUCCACUAAUCCCUUGUAUUAAUGCUGUUAAAAUAAUCAGUGUGAUUUCUGUUUCCCUGACUGGAUGGAUCUUGCCUGGUUCUGCACCCUGACUGACUGAAGGGUCAGUGUUCAUUCAGGUGGACAACCCACCCCCUCCUUUCUUUGCAGGCACUGAU